Pectinophora gossypiella (pink bollworm) is the source of this 1423-nucleotide messenger RNA. RefSeq lists its product as uncharacterized. The transcript is spliced from 2 exons. The record is from RefSeq and is a predicted model, not a curated record. Bases 62 to 1384 code for a protein of 440 amino acids. NCBI's taxonomy places the organism in Eukaryota, Metazoa, Arthropoda, Insecta, Lepidoptera, Gelechiidae.
CUUGUAUGGAAAAUUAAUUAAUUCAAGUAAAUGACACACGCCAGGUGGCCUGGACCGGAGAAUGCAGUUGUCAGCGUGUUACUACGCCUUUUACACGAUAAGCGUAGCAGCGUCAUGUGUACAAUCAGUGAGCCAACCUCAAGAGUUAGCAGACAGACGACAUGGGCGACACCUAGACAGAAGAGACGCAUCAAUAAUAAUAGAUAACUUCCCACUGGAUGAUAUGUUAAGCAACAAUCCAAACGUAAUUUACAGAAAAAUAUCAAAACUAAGAUAUCGCGCUCCAAGACCUAAAUAUAGAUUGACAAGACAGAAAUACGUACCAGUGAAAGUAAAAUCAACCAAAAGUCCUGCCAAGAAGUAUAAAGUUAAGAAAGUGAAACCCAAAUUUGGACCCAACAAUAAAAAACGUUCACCAAAACCUAGGUUCGCAAGGCCUAAUAAUAAUAAGUACUCCAAAAACAAACCAAGAUACGAAAACUCACAUCAAUCUCCACAUAUUGCGAAAAACUUACCUCCAAAGCAUUUCCACAACACAGCUCAACAGCCAGCUGGCUUCGGGGAGCCGCCUUCGGACUUCAGACCACAUAAUAUGUUUAAUCUCAAUCACGCAGAACCCCCAGUUGAUUCAUACGGUGCUCCUUUGAAAGCUAGUAUUCAAGAUCCAUACCCGAUGGUGGCCGAUUUAACAGAGUUUGACAGUCAUGACAAUGUUAAUAGUAAAAGAAACACGGGGAUAAAUUUAGGCAAUUGGCGAGACGUUCCACAAUCCGACAGUAUAUUUAGUUUUUCACAUCAUUACAAAACUUUUGUGAAACCCGGUACUAACGGUAAACCUCCACCUAGGGAUAUAAUGGACAGCUUACACCAUUUCAAUGGUCAUGAGCAAGAUUUCUCAAGUUGGCAGAAUAAACAUAUUGAUAGUAAAGUUACAUACCUCGACCAAAAUCUACUUAAGCCUGAAGUUAGCGUCUUUGACUAUGAUCUUGAAAACUCAGAUCACAACUUGAACAGUUACUCUGAUGUCUAUAGAUAUACAGAUCUUAAUAGUAAACCACACUACAUACAACAGACAAAGAAGAAACCCGAAUUUCUUGGAGAUAUUCAUAAAUUAAUAAAUAAGCCAUGGAGGCAUCCGCCUGUUAAUAACAAUGAUGACCAAAUAUUGGUUGGAGGUCAAUAUGCCGAACCGCCAGGAAAGUAUGUAGCAAAGUUCCAGCCAAGCGCGCCGAUGUACCAAGAUGACGACGACAGCUUCAGCCCAGGAAGUUAUUUAAUUCCCGAUUUCUCGACCACUAUCUCACCCUACGUCAACUACAAAAACAGCAAUAUGGCAUUCAGCCCCCAAAAUCUGAAUGACGCAUUUAGUAUAGUAGAUAAAUGAUACCCUAAUUUUAAAACUAUUUUGUGUCUUAACGCGAAU